Pelagomonas calceolata is the source of this 1793-nucleotide messenger RNA. The record is from the annotation of a GenBank genome assembly. NCBI's taxonomy places the organism in Eukaryota, Pelagophyceae, Pelagomonadales, Pelagomonadaceae.
GCGAGAAGCUGGGUGCUGUUGCUGCACUCCGCCGCGCGGACGAUUCGAAGGAGAAAAAGGGCUGGUCUGGUAGCGCAUCGAUCAGGACAGAUCACUGCGAAACGCAACAAAGCGGUAGUUGAGCCAUGCAGUUGCUUGUCCUCAGCACUGUAAUCACAGCCCAUGCCUGGCGCCUCCCCGCGAGACGACGACACAUCGUUAAAAGAGCAACGCGCCUGCCGCAAGAACCCGCCGAGCUCGACGACUGGCUGAAACCCUACGCUGGAGCGGAUGACUUCCGCGCGGAGCGGCAACAACAACUCGCGGAAACGGCGUCUGAUCUAGAAAUCACCUUUUUAGGAACGGCGUCCUGCGUUCCCAGCGUGACGCGCGGCGUAAGCUGCACGGCAUUACGCUACGACGGCGCCACCUACUUGUUCGACGCCGGCGAAGCGACGCAAGUGCAGGCGCAACGAACAACCCUCGUGAAACCGGGCAAGGUCGAAGCGAUCUUCGUCACGCAUCUCCACGGCGACCACACCUUCGGCCUGCCCGGGCUGCUCUGUUUAUGUGGGCAGGAUCGAGAUGCCAGUGAUCAACCGAUCGAGAUCUUCGGCCCGGAGGGUCUGCGCGCGUACGUGCGCGCUUCCCUACAACUCACUCAAUCCAGAGUGGCGGCUCCUCAUGUUAUCCAUGAGCUUGUUGGCGUGCCGAAUCGACCGCCACCCGGUUUCCGUGCGCGCGCGGCGUCCUUCAUUGUUGCCUUUGCGUUGGGGGCGGCGCGUCGACGGCGUGAAGCUGGACGCCAUCGCCGCGACGCGUUGACGACGAGAAAAAACGCAGGCCCGCCGCGCGGCCCCUUCGUGUCGCCGAAGGCGACGGGCCAGUCGGAAGCGGCCUUUGGGGAAGUCUUCGAAGGGAGAAACAUUCCCAGAGACGCCGACGGCGCGUGGACCUGCGAGACACGGUCCAAGGCGUUGACAGUAAGAGCGGCGCCGAUGGCCCACACGGUACCUUGCGUGGGUUUCGUAGUCGUGGAACCGGACCGGCCGGGCGCGUUGGAUGUGGACAAAGUCGCACCUAUUUUAGAGCGAAACAUCGAGGCGCUCAAAGCAAAAGGCAUCAAGGAACCUCGAAGACUAUAUAGGGUCAUCAAGGAGAUGGGUGCGGACCAGCAGUUCACGUUCCCCGACGGCGCCGUCAUUCGAAGAGAUGAUGUGGUCGGGCCCGACAAGCGGGGGCGCGUGCUCGUGUUUUGUGGGGACACGGCGGACGCGUCGUCACUGUUACCGUUGUUACCGGCGCGGGGCGCCGACGUCGUGGUCCACGAGGCGACGAAUUGUAGGGUGGAGCCCUUUGACAAUGACGUCACCGAAGAAGAAGUGGAGCGGAGUAGCGUUUCUCACGGCCACUCGACGCCCCAGCUCGCGGGGCGCUUCGCGGCGUUAGCUGGCGCGGAGCGCCUGGUCCUCAACCACUUCUCGCCGCGCUACAAGGGCGACGCGUCGCCGGCGGCGCUGGCCGUGAUGGCGAAGAUCGAGGACGCGGCGCGCUCUGCGUUUGAUGGUGAGGUCGUGGCGGCCUGGGAUUUAUUGAAUCUGCCGGUCGCGGCCAAGGACGAGGCGUCCGCCGCCUCUGCUUCCGCCGAUGCGGCGCGGCUCGAGGCCGGCGCCGACGCCGCGGACGCGUUUCGUAGAGGCGAGAUCGCUCCUCAGCCGCCGCGGAAGAAGGCGCCGCCGCGCCUGAAGAAGAAACCCCAGCCGGGGGCGCCUUCGAAGGCGUCGACGAAGGUGAGGUAAAUGUAGUCGUGUGUA